AUGCGAGACAAUCAGGACAUGGAUGCCCACACCGUGCGAAAGAGUUGGGAGAGCUUCUCUGUGGUGGAUGCCGGCAAGGGUGAGAUUGCCUUGCACUCUGAACGCUGGAAUCGCUUCAUCCGUAUGCGGGACAGUGCCAACAUGGAUGCCAGCGCCACCAAGAAGCCCAAGGACCUUCCCACUGGCUGGACCUGGGAGCGCUUCAAGGUUGUCCAGGUUCUACUCAAGCCCGGCAGCGAGAUCGCCUUGCACAACUCAAUUCACAACCGAUUCAUGCGAAUGCAUGGGGACGCAAACAAGAUGGAUUCUUCAGCUGUGAAGGACAUCAACAAAUUGCCGGAUGGCUGGACCUGGGAGCGAUUUAAGGUCGUGGAUGCUGGCUUUGGUCAGGUUGCACUCCACAGCAGGAUUCACAAUCGCUUCGUGCGAAUGUGGGACUCCGACAUGGAUCGAAGUUCGAGGAAGAAUGCAGGUGAUCUGCCAAAAGGGUGGUGGGCAGAGCGCUUCACCGUCGUUGACUGCGGUGGUGGCAAGGUUGCGUUCCACAGCGCCCGCUUCAACCGCUUCAUUCGCAUGAACCACGCCGACAUGGAUCGCAGUGGCGUAAAGGAUGCUGAUGAGUUGCCGUCUGGCUGGACCUGGGAGUGCUUCAAGCCCAUUGAGGCGUUCACUUGCAAGACUGGAUCUGGCAGCAGUUGCAAGUCAUGUGUGGCUCCUGGCUCGCGAACAGCCACAGAUCACUGCAGCAGCUGCAACGCUGGCUUUGCUUUGGUCGGUCGGGUCUGCAAGUCCGAGCACGCCGUCACCAGCGCGCAGUCACAGCUUGGUGACGACAAGAUAGCCACGGCCACGUGCCCAGCAGGCAUGUGGGUCAAGAAGUGCCAAGUGGUCAAGGUUGGUUCGGGAAACCUUGCCGACGGGGCUGUGGUGGAUGAUGGCGCGACGAAGUGUACUGCACAGAGCGGCACAGCCCACAUGCGGGUCAAGGCCAAGGCUUUCUGCAGCACCACCAAGACCUAUGCCGUCUCGACCAAACCUUGGCAGAAAGGCACAAAGACUGCGUCCUGCGCCAAGCCCUUGUCUUGCAACUGCCGGUCUGCAUGGAAAGUCAAGGACCAGUGUUGGUCUGGUCGCCAGACAGCAGCCACCUUCGACCCCUCCACAACUAACUGCAAACGAAAGUCCGGCAACAGCGGCAUUCAGGUCACCGCUGUGUGUGAGGUCCUUAGCUGUGCCGUUGGCGGAGCCGCGGGCUGCAAGACCUGUGCCGCCGAGCGAGAACGUGAGAUCGUGAACCACUGCGCUUCCUGCAAUCCGGGCUACUAUCUGGACAAGGGCAUAUGCAAGGCCUACACGUGCAAAAAAUCCGCUGGCUCGGGCUGCGGCGGCUGCCGUCCUCAGCACGAGCGGACGGCCAACAACCAAUGCAACGGCUGCAAUGCUGGCUGGGCUUUGGUCGGCACUCAGUGCAAGGAUGACCACACCGUCGUCAGCGGGUUCUCCGGCAACAACGACGACGACACCACACAGGUUGCAUGCCCUACGGGCAUGUGGGCCCGCGAGUGCGAAGUUGUGGAGGUGCAGGGUGCAGGACGGCGUCGCCGCCGCCGACGUGGUCAGGACAACAAGAAGGGCGAUGGUCUGGAUGUGCCGAACCCGAACACCUGCAAGGCCAUCACCACAACGGGCGUCAAACUGAAGGCCAAAGCCCACUGCAGUACAACUGAGACAGCCGUUGCCGACAGCGGCAAAAACUGGAAGAAGGGCUGGGUGGAGGUCGGCUGCACCAAGGGUGAUGCCGUCAGCUGCACUUGCUGGUCGGCAUGGCGAGUCAACGAUUACUGCAAGGCAGGCCCCAACAAGGGUUGGGCAGCCACCUUCAAGCCGAUCCGUGGCAAGUGCAAGCGCUUUUCUCCUGGAGGAAGGGGCAGAAUCCAGGUGCAUGCCCUUUGCUCCAUGGAGCGAUGCAGCAAGUUCGGUUCAUGCCCUGAUGGAUAUUCCGCUAAGCCGGCAACGACGAUCGGUUCCAGCGUGGAAGCUUGCUGCACUCCCGUGGCCUGUCCAGCGGGCUCGACUGGCACAGAUGUUCCAAGUGGCUGCACAUGCGCCGCAGGCUACACUGGCUCCAUUACCAAGAGUGGCGCUUCACCAUUCUACACAGGAAGCUGUGCCGCUGUGGACUGCCCCGAGAACUCUGACGGCAGCAAUGUGCCCAGCGGCUGCACUUGCAAGACAGGCUACUCCGGCAAAAUCACGGCCAUUGCUUCUUCCCCCUUCUACAAGGGCGCCUGCGCGGAGACCUGCGCUCUCUACAGUUGCCCCAAAGGCUACAAGCCCAAGGCCAGCACCACCAAAGCCAACUCGCUCAGCGGCUGCUGUGAGCCGGUGGACUGCCCCGCAGGAUCCUCCGGGGAUGCUGUGCACAGUGGCUGCAGCUGCGAUGCCGGCCAUUCUGGCAGCAUCAGCGCAACGACCUCUGCGCCGUAUUACUCUGGGGCCUGUGCUACUGUGGCUUGCCCAGACAACUCGGAGGGCGCUCAUGUGCCAGCAGGCUGCAAAUGCAAUGCCGGCUAUUCUGGCACCAUCGAGGCCAGCAAAGCCUCUCCCUUCUACACCGGCUCCUGCGCGGCAGUUGCGUGCCCGGCUGACUCCUCCGGCACUGAUGUCCCAAGUGGCUGCAGCUGCAAUGCCGGCUUCUCUGGCAAGAUCACUGCAUCAGAUGCGUCGCCGUUCUACAAAGGAAAAUGCGCCGUUGUGGAUUGCCCAACGCACUCCUCGGGCAGCAAUGUUCCCGCUGGAUGUGCAUGCGAUGCUGGGUACAGCGGAUCCAUCACAGCAGCAGCAGCCCAUCCGUUCUACAACGGCAAGUGCGAGGCCGUUGCGUGCCCCAAGUACUCGACAGGAACCAACGUUCCCGGCGGCUGCAAGUGCAAGAACGGUUACAAGGGCAAGAUCACCGCCUCAACGGCUUCGCCGUUUUACACGGGCAAGUGCACGCCUGUGGGCUGCCCCGACAAUACCGAAGGCAACAACGUGCCGGGAGGAUGUGACUGCCUAGCAGGCUUCUCUGGAGAGAUUGCCGGCGACGACGAGAGGCCUUGGUACACCGGGACAUGUGCGGCCGAAGCUUGCCCUGCGGGCUCAUCUGGCACCGACAUCCCCAGUGGUUGUACCUGCAAAGCUGGCUUCUCGGGAAGUGUCACGGCAACGAAGACGUCGCCAUACUACAGCGGUGGCUGUUCUGCGGUCAGCUGCCCGGCCAACUCUCAGGGCACCAACGUCCCGGCUGGAUGCACCUGCAACACUGGAUACACCGGCACCAUCGCUGCCACUUCCAGCUCGCCCUUCUACUCGGGAUCAUGCGUGGCUACUUGCAGCCUCUACAGCUGCCCGAAAGGCUACAAGCCCAAGCCUGGCACCACCGUUGGGGAGACUCUCGCAGCUUGUUGCGAUGCGGUCGCAUGCCCGGCGAACUCCCUGGGCACAGAUGUGCCAAGCGGCUGCAGCUGCAAGGGCGGCUACACAGGGACCAUCACAGCCACGAAGAAGGCUCCGUUCUACUCCGGCAGCUGCGAAGCGGUGGCUUGCCCGGCUCGGUCCACGGGAGCCUCCAUUCCGGAGGGAUGCGCUUGCAAAGCAGGAUACAGCGGAACUAUCUCACCUGCUACGAGCUCACCUUUCUAUGCAGGGCAGUGCCAGCACGUCAACUGCCCGGCCAAGUCCAGCGGAAACAAUGUGGUGAAGGGUUGCGCAUGUGACGCUGGUUACGAGGGCGAAGUGAAGGCCACAACGACUGCACCGUUCUUCGAGAGCACUUGCAAGGCAGUUGAUUGCCCUGCUCAUUCGACGGGCAAGGACGUCGUUUCUGGGUGCACAUGUGAUGCAGGCUACACAGGAACCAUCACAGCCUCCAGCACGGCACCGUUCUACACAGGUAGCUGCACAGCU
Symbiodinium pilosum is the source of this 3948-nucleotide messenger RNA. NCBI's taxonomy places the organism in Eukaryota, Dinophyceae, Suessiales, Symbiodiniaceae. The record is from the annotation of a GenBank genome assembly.